GGGCGCAUGCGCAUUUGCGAUCCCUCCCCCCAUGUGCGCGCGGCUCCUUCUGUGGCGAUCAUGCCGAAGGUGAAGCGAACCAAAGGCUCCGGCGCUUCCGGGUCCGCUUCGGCGGCGGCGGCGGCGGCUGUGGGGAACGUUCCUUUGACCGAGCAGAUCCUCCUGAGCGACUCGGUGAAGCCCGUGACGAGGGUCAAACGGCGGGGGAGAGGCGGACAAAAUGGCGGCGAAGGAGAGGAUUUCGUGGACGAGAGGCUCUCUCGCAGGAUCCUGGAGCAGGCUCGGAUCCAGCAGGAGGAGCUCGAGGCCGAGCAUGGCGCUGCGGCGGGAAGGGAGCAGCCCAGGAAGAGGACCACAGUCCUGGGACCUUCCUCAAAGGAUGGAGAUUCAGAUGCAGAUGAUGGUGAUGAUGAUGAUGAGUGGCCAUCACUGGAGAAAGCUGCAGCCAUGGAAAAGGAAGAAUGUUGUGAGGAGAUGACGGUGAACCCAGAGGAUGAAAAAGCCAUUGAAAUGUUCAUGAACAAGAACCCACCACUGAGGCGCACCUUGGCAGACAUUAUAAUGGAGAAGAUUACAGAGAAACAGACAGAAGUGGAGACUGUGAUGUCAGAAAUAUCUGGUCACCCUAUGCCACAACUUAACCCCCGUGUCCUAGAGGUCUACAAGGGUGUUAGAGAAGUGCUGUCCAAGUACAGGAGUGGAAAACUGCCCAAAGCCUUCAAAAUCAUCCCAGCAUUGUCCAACUGGGAGCAGAUCCUCUAUAUCACAGAACCAGAAACAUGGACUGCAGCUGCCAUGUAUCAGGCGACAAGAAUCUUCUCAUCGAAUCUCAAAGAGAGGAUGGCCCAGAGGUUCUACAAUCUGGUCCUUCUUCCUCGAAUCAGGGAUGAUAUUGCUGAAUAUAAACGCCUCAACUUCCAUCUUUACAUGGCAUUGAAGAAGGCAUUAUUCAAGCCUGGAGCAUGGUUCAAAGGUAUCCUCCUUCCCUUGUGUGAGUCAGGAACAUGCACACUGCGGGAAGCCAUCAUAGUGGGCAGCAUCCUUGCCAAGUGCUCUAUUCCUGUCCUUCAUUCUGGGGCCGCAAUGCUAAAGAUUGCUGAGAUGGAGUACAGUGGCGCCAACAGCAUCUUUCUUCGUCUGCUGAUUGACAAAAAGUAUGCUUUACCUUUCCGGGUGGUGGAUGCCCUGGUCUUUCACUUCUUAUCCUUCCGGACAGAUAAGCGCACCUUGCCUGUCCUGUGGCACCAGUGUCUCUUGACCUUUGCUCAGCGUUACAAAGAGGAUCUGUCAUUAGAGCAGAAAGAAGCCCUUUUGGAGUUGCUCAAGUUCCACAGCCAUACCCAGAUCUCUCCAGAGAUCCGCAGGGAACUAGUGAACUCCAAGUGUCGGGAUGUGGAGGUAAUGCAACCAGCAGCAAUGGAGUGAAUAUAUUAUAGAAACGUGGACUCUAUGUAUUGGACACUACAUGUGCUGUUGUUUUGUUUGGGAUGGAACUUGUUACAUUAAAGGCAGCAGCUGCUUUGGUCUUGAGGCUCCAUCACAAUGUAAUGGGAUAUGUGCCCUUUCCAGUACAAGACAGGCAAGGAGUAAAAGCAUUUACAAUUGUUUCCUUUACCUAGACAUGCAUUCAUGGUAAUAUAGGUCUUUUGUAAAAGAUGGAAUCUGUCACAUGAUGGUCAAAUUGCUUCAGAGUGGAGUUGUACAGUCUUAAGAGACCUGCUGCCAGAAGGUUUGCUGCAAUCACUAGUUGUCUCUUGAAAAUACUGGAGAAUGCACAUUAUUAAUAAACAGCAGUAAAGUAAA
Molecule: messenger RNA, 1803 nt
Organism: Sceloporus undulatus (fence lizard)
Lineage: Eukaryota; Metazoa; Chordata; Lepidosauria; Squamata; Phrynosomatidae
Gene: BYSL
Product: bystin like
Exons: 7
Coding region: 7-1425 (472 amino acids)
Biological process (GO): rRNA processing
Cellular component (GO): cytoplasm; nucleolus; preribosome, small subunit precursor
Molecular function (GO): snoRNA binding
Source: RefSeq, a predicted model, not a curated record